GGCGGGGCCUGCGUCGGGGGCGGGGCCUGCUGCGUCCGGUAUCCUAGCAACGGUCCUAGCCGGCUGUUGAGCCGCCUGGACCCCGCGGCUCCUGAAAUGGAGCCAGAAGUGUUGGAUGCAAGCAACCCCUUUACCGUAGAAGGCGACCACCUGAUUCCAGACCUGGACCUGUAUGAUGCCGACAUCUACGACGUCCCGGACCCGGGACUGCUCAACGAAGAGGAUGAGUCAUCGUUUAAGGAGCCGGCCCCACGGCUUUUUACCGGCAACUCUCAGUGGCAGAACGUGACCCCGAGCGCCCGUGCCCGCCAGCUGUGGCUGCUCCUGCGUACAGGCCUCCACACUUUUGUGGAAAAGGAAAAGAGAGCUGAGCUGCGUGUGGCGCGCUUGACGCACGGGCUAGAGCCGCUGCGCCGCCUGGAGGUGGCAGCCGGGCUGUGUUCGGUGGCACAGGACCCCGUGGGCAGACGCUUCGUGGUGCUGGACGGUGCUGGCCGCCUGCACGUGCGCAGAGAGGAUGGCUGGGCGCAAGAGAAGCUGCUGGCUCCAGUCGCGCUUACAGGGCUGGUGGCAGUGCUGGGCGAGCUGGGCACUGUGGGCCGCUUUGUGGGAUGGGGCCCAGCAGGGCUGGCCAUUCUAAGGUCCGACCUCAGCCUGCUGUGGCAGAGUAAGCCAGUGGAGCGCAGGGUGCCGGGCCGCGAGCCAGUCUGCUGCCUGCCGGUGCCCGACCCCGGGCUGCUGCUGGUGGCGGAGGCGGGCGGAAGCCUGGCGCUUUGGAAGUUCCGUGCAGGGGGUCGCUGCCUGGUUCCCCAUGGGUCCCCUCUGCGGCUGCCGCCAAGCCUCUCGGGUGCGCUUGCGCGCCUGGCUCUGGGGCCUCGGCAUCCCCCUCACGUCCCACGCUGCUGCGCAGCCUACGGCUCGGCCGUGCUCACCUUUGAUCUGCACACCUGGGCUCUCACAGAUGUGCGUCGGGAUCUGCACAAAACCACCAUCUCCGACCUGGCGUACUGUAGAGAGGUGGGGGCCAUGGUGACAGCUUCCCGGGACAGCACGGUGAAGGUGUGGGAGGCUGACUGGCAGAUCCGGAUGGUGUUCGUGGGACACACAGGCCCGGUGACUGCGGUGGCCGUGCUCCCGAACACUGCCCUUGUGCUGUCGGCUUCGCAAGACGGGACGCUGCGCACGUGGGACCUGCAGGCAGCGGCGCAGGUGGGUGAGGUGGCGCUGAGCCGCUGGGGCCCGCGCGUGCCGUCGGAGACCGUGAGCCAUCUGCUGGCUCCCGCCGGCCCCGGCUGGCCCUUGCUCUCCUUGCGCGCCCGCAGCGUGGAGCUGUGGCGCAUGCGGGAGCUCUACUCGCCAUUGGCCCAGCUGUCGGCGCCGGUGCUCCACCUGCAGGUGGCGCCGGCGCUGCCCUCGCCCACGGCCCCGCAAGCGCAGCUGCCCACGCGCCUCGUGUGCGCCUGCGCCGAUGGCUCGGUCUACCUGGUGUCGGUCUCCAGCGGACGCACCGUGAGCGCGCUUCUGCUGGAGCCCGAGGACUGCGCGGCUGCCGUGGCCUACUGCCUGCCCCGCGAGGUGCUGUGGCUGCUGACGCGCGCCGGGCACCUGCUCUGCGCCAACGCAGCACGCUGCCCCAUGCGCGUGCUGCGCCGCCUGUGCCCGCCGCCGCCCCCGGCGCCCCGGCCCUGCUGCCUGCACCUCUACAGCCACCUCACGGAUCCCGGUAGCGCGUUCGCCACCUGGGAGAUAGUGCGCCAGUACAAGGGCGAGCUGUGCCGCAGCGACGUGGCCUGGGCCUGGAAGGACAAGAACCGGUACCUGCUCGUGGUGGGGCACACUGAUGGCACCCUGUCCGUACUCGAGUUGCGCUCCUCGAAGACGGUCUUCCGUACGGAGGCGCACGGCCCAGGCCCCGUCACCGCCAUUGCGUCCACCUGGAACAGCAUCGUGUCCUCGGGGGCAGACUUGACCGUGAAGAUGUGGCGCGUCUUCCCGUAUGCCGAGGAGAGCCUGAGCCUCCUGCGCACCUUCUCGUGCUGCCACCCGGCGGUGGUGCUCUGCGCCCUCGGGAAUCGCAUCACCGUGGGCUUCGAGGACCUGAACAGCGCCACCUAUGGCUUGGUGCAGUUUGGCCUGGGCAACGGCCCACGCUUUGAUCACCGGCCCCAGGACGACCCCACGGACCACAUCACCGGCCUGUGCUGCUGUCCCACGCUCAAGCUGUACGCCUGCUCCAGCCUGGACGGCACCAUCCGCAUCUGGACCGCGGAGAACCGCCUGCUGCGGCUCCUGCAGCUGAACGGUGCCCCUCAGGCCCUGAGCUUCUGCAGUAACAGUGGGGACCUGGUGCUGGCCCUGGGCUCCUGCCUCUGUCUGGUGGCCCACAGGCUCUACCUGCCCACGUCUUACCUGAUUAAGAAGCUGUGCCAGGAUGCCCCUGAUGUGGUGGAUGACCCUGCACUGCCGCUGACCAGCCAGGAGUCGCUGACCUCAGCCCAGCUGCAGAGGCUCGCCAACCUGCGUGGGGUGGCCAGCCUCAGCGCAGCCUCGUCUUUCAUCCAUCGCCAGACGGCCACGCCUCAGCAGCCAGUGUUGGAGAAGGACUUGGAAGCCUUCAUUGCCCGGGACCAAGACCUUCAGCAGCUGAAACUGGGGCUGGUGGGCCCUGCUGCCCGGCCCCCACCCUCCUGGCAGCAGUGCCAGGAGGCCUUUGAUAACUACCUCCGUCUGAUUUAUGGCCCUGGUCUGCUGGUGAGUGUGGGGCCUCCCCAGUCCCUCCCUUCACCCGGGGCCUCUGACACUGCCCGUCUGCCCUGCCCUCCCUGCCAGGGCAAGUAUUCCGGAGGAGAGUCCCAGCAGUGGAGCACUGUGACCCUCACAGUGGAGAGACAGACGUGGGACGUGUGCGCCCUGCCCAGAGAUGUCCCCGAUUUCGGGGGCAUUGAAGCCUCGCCACCACAGGACCUUGGGACCCUGGGCCAGCGCUUUGCCCACCCUCCCCGAGUCCCCUUGCCUCCCCCCACCACCCACCGGAGGUUGCCCAGCAGAGCAUCCCAGCUGCUGGCCCACUCUUCCCCGAGCCACGAACUGGGCCUUAGUUUGCACCUGCAGCUGCAGUUGGAGUGGCUCCACGGGGAGAAGCCUGUGGCCCCGGAUCCACUGUCCUCCCACCUGCAGCGCAGGAUCCCCCUGCUGCUGAAGAGGCGGCCCCAGGAGCGUCUCUCCAACCUCAGGGGCUUCUUCCCUGCCGCUGUUCAGCCCUGUAAGUACUGGCGGCGGCCCAUCCGCUUCCCGGGCUGCGUGCCCAACUCGGUGGUGCUGCAGCAGAUGUGGCUGCCUGUGGAGGUCAGCGGCCUCGGAGCCCUAGGCCCGCUCAGGCGCCGCUGCGAGAGCAAGCCAGGUGGGAGCCAGGACGACCUGUGGCUGCCGCGGGGCAUCAGGCGGCAGCGCGCCAUGCGGCGGGAGAAGCUGAUCCAGUCGUUGGGAGAGGAGGGGGAGGAGGAUCUGGACGGGGCCUCGGAUUCGCUGGGCCCCCACAGGCAGCUCUCUGACCAGCUGCUGGAGUCCGAGGAGCAGGAGGCGCAGAGCCCCGAGUGUCUCAUCCCGAAGCCCAUGGGCUCCCGCGAGGACACCGCCAGGGCCGAGACCGGUCUUGACUGCCCCCAGUUCCACUAUGGGCACUCGCUCUGGGAAGAGCGCUACGGGCAUCUGCCUAGGUUCCUGCAUUUUUUCGUCGGCCAGAACUGGUUCAAAAAGCUCUUCCCCAUCUUCACUCUGCAGGCGUACCCCGAGGUGGGCACGGUGGAGGGCCUGGCCUCGCUGUUCAUGGACCUGCUGGACGAGGCCUCUUGGGCAGACCGCGUGCACAUCCUGCACGUGCUCCUGAGGCUGCUGCCCGACAUCAGCAGAGAGCUCUGUAGCCGGCUGCAGGGCAUCCUCGUGCGCUUGCUCAACCUGGACCGGCCCCCCAGCCUCCAGGUCGGCAUGCAGAAGCGGUUUGUGAUGCUGGCGCUGCAGCUGCUCCUGGCCUGCUCCCUGGAGUCCCGCGAGGUGGUGCUGGAGCUCCUGUGCUACUUCCUUUACUCGCCAGCCUCCUGCCGGCCGGAGCUCAGGAAGCUGCUGGAUGGACUCGGCCUUCAGGACCCGCAGGGCUUCCUGUUCAAGGAGAUGAUGACCUGGGUCCAGGGCCCGGACCUCGACUCCAAGGCCGCACUGCGCAAGCGCUGCUGCCAGAAGCUGGAGGAAAUGAUCUGGCAGGUGAAGGAGGCCCUGUCGCAGAUUUCCAUGGUCUCUGGGGCAACUGUUCAUAUCUCUGUGAUGCCCUCAAGCAUCUCCCGGACGCCCUCACCGGUGGUCUCACCCGGAGAGCCGGACUUGGCCGCCCUGGAGUCACAGGCCCAGCAGACGCUCGCACAGAUGCGCUUUGGGCGGACCCGACGUGCACUGUCUGAAACACUGACGCACUUCUGCCCCUUGCCCGAGGCCCACUUGCGAUCCUCCGCGCCAGCCGCACUGCCUGAUGAGCCGCUGCCUCUGGAGCAGACGAACUGGUCACAGUCAAAAAUGCUGGACCUGGGGCCCAUCGACGCACUCAACUUCUUCUGCGAGCAGCAGCGGGCUCGGCAGCAGGGCCCCCUGCAGGAGGAGCCCAAGACCCUGCCCCCUCGCCCGCCGCCACGGAGGCCCAGCAUGGUGGUGCCACAGCCCCGGGAACCCCGGCACUACUCCAUCCUCCGGCUUCAGGAGGCCAAGGUCCAGAGGUCUCCAAUGAAACUGAGAGGCCGAAUGCUGUCCCGGCUCUGGACGGGCCGCACCCUGGAUGGCGCCAUCCGGAUGCUGAAGCUGCCACUGCCCCGGGUGGAACUGCAGCCUUUCCCCCCAGACUGGCCCAGGCCUGCCCAUCCGCUGCCCCCGCAGCUCCUGCAGCCUGCCCUGCAACGCUAUUUUCUGCCAGAUGACACGGACCCUGACAGCUACAGCUGACCUGGCUGGUGACCCUGGCCUGACCCUGCCUCCCCCUCUUCCCUCCAGCAUGGAGUCAGGACAUGGCUCUCCAGCCGGCUGUUCACCCCAGCCAAGGCCCAGGGCUGGAAUAAAGUCCAGAGGCCACAGCCAGCACACUGGAUGCCACCUUCACCUUUGGGGGCCACUGAUGUGGGCAGGGGGGUCUGGCUGGUGUGUCACGAACCUGCUGGUGGCCAGCUGCAUGUGUGAGGCAGGAGCUGGGGGACCGGUGGGGUCUGGGAUGGGACAGGGU
Messenger RNA from Eubalaena glacialis (North Atlantic right whale), 5257 nucleotides. It is a transcript of the gene WDR97, whose product is annotated as WD repeat domain 97. NCBI's taxonomy places the organism in Eukaryota, Metazoa, Chordata, Mammalia, Artiodactyla, Balaenidae. Bases 97 to 4983 code for a protein of 1628 amino acids. The transcript is spliced from 23 exons. Gene Ontology annotation, molecular function: protein binding. The record is from RefSeq and is a predicted model, not a curated record.